This is a messenger RNA of Equus caballus (horse), 4000 nucleotides long. NCBI's taxonomy places the organism in Eukaryota, Metazoa, Chordata, Mammalia, Perissodactyla, Equidae. The record is from RefSeq and is a predicted model, not a curated record.
AUUACUUCGGAAAAGUCGCGUAAUUUAACACAGGCACCGAAGGAGAGGAGAAUCCAAGGAUAGGGGUUGGGGGAGGACCUUGACGAAUUCCCCAAGCUAAAAGACUAAGACAGUUUGUAAAGCUUGGCAUCUGAUUGGAGGAGGAAACACUUUUGUUUUUAAAUCCCUAAUUAAUGAACUUUCAGCAGUGCCUGAGAACUUGAAUUGGAAAAACUGCAAGAGAUUUGCCCCUUAUUUCUAAUUCCCCCCUUCCCCGAUUUUUAAGUAUCUGAGUGCUCUUGAAUAAAAAGGAAAUGGAAUGCGACUCGCCACUGUUUCUUAGAAAUGUCCUUGGGUCCCAGGAUUUGCCCCCCUUGGGGUGCUGGCGCCCUGGGUGGCGGUGGGUAGGGGUGAGGAGAAAGAGUGCAGCUCGUGUUGAAAGAGGGUGCCAGGUGCAAACGGCUAAAUGGUCACAGACUGUUUGCUGAAUAUUUAAUAAUUAGGCAAGCAUCUAUCUCCCAGGUCGAUUUCUUGGGUCUCCUUGACCUUGGCAGUCCUGGUGAGGUGAGAUUUUCACAAAGCAGCACUGAAGAAUUUUUCCAGUGAUAUAAGACAGAAAUCAUUGUGUUUUUUCUUUUCCUCCAGCGCUGUAAUGAACCUUAAAAACAAAACAAAAACUCCCUUUAGUAACUUAGUACAUUUUAUUUUCCAUUGCGGUAUAGAUGUUUGCCCACUAAAUUUACAGGAAGUCAAGUGUUCCAUGAGGUGGUUCAAAUCUUUAAAGAAUGGGUGUUUGUUUUCUUCCUGUCACUAUGAGGGAAUUACUGAUGGCACUUUUCACCGUGGAUUUUGAAUGUCCUGGGUGAUUGUAACUAAGCUAUGGUGAGGAGUAACAGUUGGAGAAAAAAUGAGAAGCGUGAGAGUUGAAAGAAAUGGAAAGUGGUCGCUGCUUUUAAAGACAAUAGCUUCUGUAUUUGCCACUUAUUCCCACGUUUAUUCCUCCAGUUAAUCUAUUUUAAGAAGGAGGAGACAGAUGUUAAAACCUUUUAAGGAUAAACACCAGUGGCUUUAGACCACCUUAGCAGUCAUGAGGCAGAUCACUGAAACAAUAAUCUCAAGCUCUAAGUAGAGUUCUGGAGUUAUCUGUAUUUUUCUAAAGUGUGAAGAGUCAGUUAUAGGAAGCCCUGAGCACAAAGGAGGAAUGGAGCAGACGCUGAUAAAGGAAGACAUGGUUCGUCUUAUUUCUCUUUGCUCACUUUGUGUCCAUUCUGAUCUUGUUCUUUGAUUCAGCAAGUAUGUGGUAAGUGCCUAUCUCAUGGCACCUGGCCCCAGGGCCUGAUUGUCUGUGGUUCUAAAGUUUUAGAUAUCUAAUGGCAUCUAAAGAUAAGUGUGGCCAAUUUAGCUAUGUUCUAAGAGCUUUUGCAUAUCUGGAAUUUAAAACAAAACAAAAACUUGUGUAUCAACUAAAUAUGUUCGUUAGCUUAAAAAUGGAAUGAUUCUCCUGGCUUCCCACCCAGUGCCUCUCUGAGCCUGGAAACACAAUCUUGCUGAGCUCUGGCUAGAAUCCAUUCCCAGCCCAGGGGCAGAGCAGGUAUGACCCUCGCUGCUCCUGGAAGUGCCCAGCCCUUGGUACCCCAAGAGCCCAAUGACUGUGCCUUUUGGAAUGAUCUCCAGUUUCCAAAUAACUGAAUACCAACCUCCCAGUAGCUGAGUUUCCUCCACCUAGACUGUUUCAGAUUCCCCUAGUUCAACAAUUUUUCCAGUAACCCUGAAUCUUGGACUCUUUUUUGGGUCUUGGUUGAAUAUUACCUAGCUCCUGCCUAUUUUUUUCUCCUCCUCCCUUGUUUGGUCAUUAGAUUGAUUAUCAGAUAGACUUUUUAGAGAUCUGGAAAAAAGCAGUUGAUAGACUCAUCCUAGAGGAGGGCCAGCCUCAAACCUUCGCCUGUCUACAGGUUGGACAGGUCACCCGAUAGUAGCCUUGCUUAGUCUGUUUACCACCUGAAUGCUAUUUAAGGGAAUAAAGUGAGAGUGAAAUAUUUUAUCUGCUCACACCCUUUUCACCUGAGAAUAUCAUGGUCCCACAGAGAUUAGAAUCUUCAGAAGGACUGUAUAUCAUCGGAAUGACUCUGUCUGAAAGCAUAUUUCACACACCCAUCAGGAAGAGAAGUUAAACUUCUAGAGAAACCUAAUGGACAAUCUCCACAACAGAUGGUAACAAAAAGUAAUCCAGAUGGGGUGCAGGUGCUGUAAAAUGAUACAAAGCUAUCUCUUUGAUCCAGUUCAAGUGCCCUCCCCUGGCUAUGUCAACGAAGUGAACAGCUGCAAGUUGGAUGAAGAUGACACUGUUAAAUUAAAAGGCAAGCAGAGCAGCGAAGUCCUGGUGCAUACAAACGACCUUCAGGGUGAGGGCUUGAAGAGGACGGCAAGCAGAAACAGAACAGCUGGUCCACAGGAGCCUUGGCCUCACCAAGGACUGCUCCCUCAGGAGGACACCGGAGGGGGACACUGUGCAGAGAAGACUGAUGGUGCCAUCAAUGGCAUUGGCCCUGUUGCUGCUUUGCCACCCACUGGGGAUCCUGGGCCCCACCAGGGUAACUGGGGCUCCUGGGCCAGUACCUCAAACAGCAUUCACCCAGCUCAACCCUUCCUUGAAGAAGGGGGCGCGGGGGAACAGAACUGUGUGCUGCCGGGCUCAGAGGAGACCAGAGUCAUCCAAAAUGGAGACUCCAGAGCUCCUUCCAAAGCAGAACACCCUGCCUUGGAAGUACAAGACCACGUCCUCCAGAUACCAGCCCCAGAUUACCCUCAACUUUGGGGCUCAGCUGUAGACAACGUUGAUCAUGAAGAGAAAGAUUAUCUUUUCCAGAGCCAUACUGAGGAGGAGCCCCAGGAGGAAACCCACCCCAGCGUGGGGGAGCACGGUUCGAACAUGCCCUUCUCCAGGAAGAGAAGCUGGGAUUCCUUAAAUGAGGCCGUGGCAACGGAAGUUUUAAGUGUCUACUUUAAAGAAGAGGAUCCUGCUCAGCCCGUGCCUGUGGUCGAUUCGAGAAACAGGUGGGAGGACGACCUUGGCUCCACUGGAGACGGGAGUGGGGAGAUGGCAGACGAGGACGCGGCAGUGGCGGAAGCCCUGGCGGCUUUAGAAGCGGCGACUGCAGGAGAAGAUGUGGAUGAGGCAGAUUAGGGGAGGGGAUCUGUACAGGCAAAUAAGCUAGUGUCCUGUGGGCACGUGGGGUACAUUGCUCCUUAGACGCAGCACUGAUACUCUGCAGCCUGCCCUGGUGCAGCCUGACGGUUGUUUACAUGCAGCCUCUGUCCGGAUGCGUGGGAGCGCCUGCGCCACUUGUUCAUAUGGAGAGCAGCUCUGUGCACCGGGCUGUCUCUCAGGACACCAGAUUAAAAGUCAGAGGGGGCCAUUAUGCCGGUGUCCACAGCACGUGCAGAAAUUAAACAGCCUGCUCGCCAACUCGCAGAGCUCCCCCAGCACGUCUGCGCCAUCUGGAGCAGGCGCUGAAAUCCCAGGGCAUAAUCGCAAAGGCGCAGACUCACGGAACAUUCUGUUUGACUGUAAAUUCUUUAUUUUGCUUUUGAGAGCCAAACGUUGUGCCCAGCCUGGAAAAGGUAACUAUACACCCAUUUAAAGUGCCUAAUGUGUCCUCCUCAGAGCAUGGCUUACCUUCAGGGACAAUCACCCAGGGAACUAAUAACUAACCACUUGUUUGACCCAGGGUUCAGGUCAGCAGCUUUCAGGGUGGAGCAGAAGCCACCAGUAAACAAAUGGUUAGUCAUUAGCUGUGACAUUAAGACACCUUGACCUUAACUUUUUUUAUGUUAUUACUUUUUAAUCUCCUUUGAGAUUGGGGAGACCAGUCAAAAUCAUUCUUAAAACUGCUUGUGUCAUAUUUGGGUCUUAAGUGGAUGAGAUUUGGAACAGCCAAGAGAUCUAUGGAGUGUUUUUUGCCAUUUAAUGUCUGAUUCUGAUUAAAAUAUAACAGUAUAUAUGGCUGUCUGUCUGUCUUAA